AUGGCUGACGCUAUAUCUGCCCAGGACAGCAUCUACAGCGCAGACCGACACUACUACAUGCAGCUUCUAGAGCGCCAGGUUACAGAGCUCCGAGCUUUCCCCGAUCUUCGCACUCACGUGCUGGAGGGGCUUAGAGAGCUUUCUCUGCUGACUCCUGGCUGUAUCGAGGCUGCACUUGUUACCGGCGACACCCUCUUCCAUCAGAUCUGCUCUGCUAUUCAGCCUUGCAUCAUUGCCGCGAUUGCCACUCUCUCUGAGGACAAUGCAGACCCCGUUAGUGGAUUGAUGGUUGCUGAGCAGCUUGAGCAGGCGGUUCCCUGGGAUAUUCGGGAUCCCCUUACCUUCGGUGGGCCACCUUCGUGGCGCUCGGAGAACAUUUUCCCUCCCUACGCCGUAAAAAGGUCAUGCAAUCCCAGAAGCGUCGUCUCUCCCCUUCGCAAUCAUCAACGUUUAGUUCGAGGUCUCGUUGGGCAGAAGGUUGCCCUUGAUGGCAAACAUCUUGCCCGUGCUGGACGAGACGAAGCUGUCGACCUGGCGCGCGUACUGGUCCACCUGGCGGGUGUUGAGCAUGCUCUCCAGACGGCUGGGCUCGGCGGGGAGCUUGAACAGACGCUGCCACUCGUCCUCGGGGAGGAGGGGCUGGUUGAGAGUGGCACGGCUGGCGUUCUCUUGUGCGCGCUUCUGCUUCCAGGCGUUGAUCUUCUGCUGCUCGCGGCCGAGAACACGCUGGUAGUAUUGGUAGUUGUUGACCUCGGUGUUGUGGGUCUCGAUGCUGUCCAGAAGGAGAUCGCAGUUCUUCUCCAGGAAGGGAUCGAUGCUGAGGGACAGGUUGUCGAGGUUGGGGGUGAGGGUGGAGGUUUUGGCGAAGGGGCUGGACUCGAGGGCAGCCAGGGAGGGGGGAGCUCAGUGGAGGCUGUGGAAGUCGGGCACUGCAGCUGGUGGAUGAAAGAGGUGAUCAGGUGGGAGUUGUGGAGCUUGACGGGCAGUUCCUCGAAGAUGUCGGGGUGGCGCAGGUUGGACUUUUGGAGGCUGCAAUUCUUAUCGUUGAACGUACUCCUCGGAAGUGAACUUGUUCUCCUUGAACGCAGCCAUGAACUUGGAGGACAGGCGGAAGGCCCGGAGGCUGAGGCUGCCCUGGGCACUGCGGCUGACAUCGUGAACGAGGGCGACUGUGCGCUCGUUCAACUGGCUCUGGUAGUAGAAUUGGUUCUCGAUCACGUUCAUGUUGACAAAGUUGCCCAUGUUGGCGCUGGUGUACCAUCCGACGCUGUUGGCAUCAGUGUUAACCUCGCGCAGCAUGCGGAUCAUCUCUGCGGAGUAGGCGGCGUUUGCCUUGGCACGAGGAGCGGCAGCGGCCGGGUUGGGAGCGGCGUUGUCAAAGUGCGACUCAGCGGGGACCUCGACGACGGGGAAUGGGAAAGUGUUGGUGAUCUCGAGGGUGCCAUCGACAUCCAUACCGACGAUGGCGCCGGUCGCAGUGGAGGGGAAGGUCUGCGAGCAGUGCUUGAUGAUUUUCAUCACCACCUGGAAGAUCCGACGUCAGUAUUUCUGGCUGGCGAGGACUAG
Molecule: messenger RNA, 1566 nt
Organism: Penicillium concentricum
Lineage: Eukaryota; Fungi; Ascomycota; Eurotiomycetes; Eurotiales; Aspergillaceae
Exons: 3
Coding region: 1-1566 (521 amino acids)
Source: RefSeq, a predicted model, not a curated record